CGGAGUCACUGUCGCUUCAGCAAGGCUGUGGAGAGGACGGACGCGCCUGGUGCCCCGGGGAGGGGCGCCACCGGGGUAGGAGGAGGAGGUAGAGAAGAAGAGACGCCCUGUCUGCCCGAGCCCUCUCGAGGUUCUGACCCCAGGGGCUAGGAGACUGAUAAGUUCCUCCACCUCCACUGCCUGAAGAGACCGUGACACUGGAGGGACCUGAGCCCACCGCACCAGGGGCCCCAGCACCGCCCCAGUGGCCUAGAGCAACAGUCUCAGGGACCACUGCAAGGUUUCCAGUUGCCUAGACAACGAGCUGGGGUCAGAGCAACAACCAUUCCAGCCAUCUGCCUCGACUGCUGGCUCAGACACCCGUCCCAGCCCUGUGCAUCCAGCCCAAGUGACAUGCCGGUGCUCUCCACCCCCCGGCCCUCGCGGGUGACCACGCUGAAGCGCACAGCUGUGGUCCUGGCCCUCACGGCCUAUGGAGCCCACAAAAUCUACCCCCUGGUGCGGCAGUGCCUGGCUCCGGCCAGAGGCCCUCAAGUGCCUGCAGGAGAGUCCACGCAGGAGGCCUCCGGGGCCACUUCGGCCACAGCGGCCAAGGCCGGUGUGAACCGAGUGUUCUUGCAGCGACUCUUGUGGCUCCUGCGGCUGCUCUUCCCCAGGAUCCUGUGCCGGGAGACUGGGCUGCUGGCGCUGCACUCAGCCACCCUGGUGAGCCGGACUUUCCUGUCAGUAUAUGUGGCCCGCCUGGAUGGACGGCUGGCCCGCUGCAUCGUGCGCAAGGACCCCCAAGCCUUUGGUUGGCAGCUCCUGCAAUGGCUCCUCAUCGCCCUCCCAGCCACCUUCAUCAACAGUGCCAUCCGCUACCUGGAGGGCCAACUGGCCCUCUCUUUCCGAAGCCGUCUAGUGGCCCACGCCUACAGCCUCUAUUUCUCCCAGCAGACCUACUACCGAGUCAGCAACAUGGAUGGGCGGCUUCGCAACCCUGACCAAUCCCUGACAGAGGAUGUAGUGGCCUUUGCUGCCUCUGUGGCCCACCUCUACUCCAACCUGACCAAGCCACUCCUGGACGUGGCUGUGACCGCCUACACCCUGCUUCGAACGGCCCGCUCCCGUGGGGCUGGCACGGCCUGGCCUUCGGCCAUUGCUGGCCUCGUGGUGUUCCUCACAGCUAACGUGCUUCGAGCCUUCUCACCCAAGUUUGGGGAGCUGGUGGCAGAGGAGGCCCGGCGGAAGGGGGAGCUGCGCUACAUGCACUCUCGUGUGGUGGCCAACUCAGAGGAGAUUGCCUUCUAUGGGGGCCAUGAGGUGGAGCUGGCCCUGCUGCAGCACUCCUACAAGGCCCUGGCUUCACAGAUCAACCUCAUCUUGCUGGAGCGCCUGUGGUAUGUCAUGCUGGAGCAAUUCCUCAUGAAGUACGUGUGGAGUGCCUCAGGCCUGCUCAUGGUGGCUGUCCCCAUAAUCACCGCCACCGGCUACUCAGAGUCAGAUUCAGAAGCUGUGAAGAAGGCAGCCUUGGAGAUGAGGGAGGAAGAGCUGGUAAGUGAACGCACAGAGGCCUUCACCAUUGCCCGAAACCUCCUCACAGCUGCCGCAGAUGCCAUUGAGCGGAUCAUGUCAUCCUACAAGGAGGUGACAGAGCUGGCCGGCUACACAGCCCGGGUACAUGAGAUGUUCCAGGUAUUUGAAGAUGUCCAACACUGCCGUUUCAAGAGGCCCGGGGAGCCAGAGCCAAAGGACGCUCAGACAGGGUCUGGAGCUGUGGUCAGGUCUGGUGUCCGUGUGGAGGGGCCCCUGCAGAUCCGAGGCCAAGUGGUGGAUGUCGAGCAGGGGAUUAUUUGCGACAACAUCCCCAUCAUCACGCCCACGGGAGAGGUGGUAGUGGCCAGCCUUAACAUCAGGGUGGAAGAUGGCAUGCACCUGCUUAUCACAGGCCCCAACGGAUGUGGCAAGAGUUCCCUGUUCCGGAUCCUUGGUGGGCUCUGGCCCACGUAUGGCGGUGUGCUGUACAAGCCCCCACCCCAGCGCAUGUUCUACAUCCCUCAGAGGCCCUACAUGUCCGUCGGCUCCUUGCGCGACCAGGUGAUCUACCCUGACUCAGUGGAGGACAUGCGAAGGAAAGGCUAUUCAGAGCAGCACCUAGAAGCCAUUCUGGACAUCGUGCACCUGAACCACAUCCUGCAGCGGGAAGGAGGUUGGGAGGCCGUGUGUGACUGGAAGGAUGUUUUGUCAGGGGGCGAGAAGCAGAGAAUCGGCAUGGCCCGCAUGUUCUACCACAAGCCCAAGUAUGCCCUCCUGGAUGAAUGUACCAGCGCCGUAAGCAUCGACGUGGAAGGCAAGAUCUUCCAGGCAGCCAAGGAUGCAGGCAUCGCUCUGCUUUCCAUCACCCACCGACCCUCCCUGUGGAAGUACCACACGCACUUGCUACAGUUCGAUGGGGAGGGCGGCUGGAAGUUCGAGAAGCUGGACUCAGCCACCCGCCUGAGCUUAACUGAGGAGAAGCAGAGGCUUGAGCAGCAACUGGCGGGCAUUCCCAAGAUGCAGCGGCGUCUCCAGGAGCUCUGCCAGAUCCUGGGCCAAGGCCCCAAGGUCCUGCAGGGUGCUGCCACCUGACAGAGCGCUGUGGCUCUGGGCCCACAGCCCUUGCCCCUCCCCGAGCCCUCGGAUCAUAUGAAGGAAACAACAGUGCCUGCCUACCCACUCAGCCCCAGCCUCCACCCAGCCCCACCACAGGCCCACCCUGCAUGACCUCCCCUCCUCCCAGGCCUCCUCCCGACAGGACUGCCCUCCCGACAGGACUGCCAGUGGAAGGGUGUGCCCGAUCCUUGUGCCCCGGCCCUCGAGCAAGUAGACAUGGAAGGUCCCACCCUGCUGUCCACCCCAACGCCGCCCCCUUCCCUGCCCCACUGUAACCGUGACCUGGGCAGGGGAGCUGGGUCCUUUCUUUUCUUUGGGGAGGGUAAGAGGGAUAGGAGGUAAGCCCCAGCUCACACUACCAGACAGUUUGUACUGAGCCCUGGCAUUUGAGGGGUAUUGCCCUCCUGAGACUGAAGUCCCCCUUAUUUCCCUCUCCUGAGCCCCUCAGAGACCUCAUGGUCUAUCCCUCUAUUGCCACCACCCAGGUGGCCGCCAAGGCUCCCGCCCCCCACUGGAUGCCAUUCUUACCAUAGAAAUGACCAGACAGGACCCACGGCCGGACUGGGCCCCUGUCCGCUCCCCUUCUCCCCUCCAGUUGUCCCGAAAAACUCUCGGGAUGAAGAAUUGCACAGCAUUUCUUAGUAAGUGAAAAUAAGAAUGUAGUCCCUUUCCCUCUCGGUCCCUACAAGCUAAUUUAUUGGAUCCCUGUUUGUAGCCUUCUCGAUUGCCAACGUGAGGACCCUGCUAGCAGGGGAGGCAGCCCAGGCUGCAGUCCUUCCACAGGUGGCCCAGCCUCUGAGCCAGCCCCAGCCAGCCCGUCACCCCACCAGCCUACACUGCCAGCUGCCGCCAGGGGCACCCAGGCCAGCCAGAGGGGUAGAUGCACGCUGUGCUGCCAGGAGUACGGGCACCAGUGUUCCCAGCUCAGUGCCAAAGAGGGGUCAGCCAGGGAAGCUGUCUCUGCAAAGCUAGCUCCUGCCCGAGAGGGAGACCCCACUGCCGCCGUGUGCCUUUCGGGGGAGGGAAGGCUCAGCCCUCGGGCUGGGGAGCCUCCCUCAGUCCCUCAGUAAAAACCUCCC
Messenger RNA from Pteronotus mesoamericanus, 3710 nucleotides. RefSeq names its product ATP binding cassette subfamily D member 1 (gene ABCD1). The transcript is spliced from 10 exons. Gene Ontology annotation, cellular component: peroxisome; peroxisomal membrane. Bases 394 to 2607 code for a protein of 737 amino acids. NCBI's taxonomy places the organism in Eukaryota, Metazoa, Chordata, Mammalia, Chiroptera, Mormoopidae. The record is from RefSeq and is a predicted model, not a curated record. Gene Ontology annotation, biological process: peroxisome organization; long-chain fatty acid import into peroxisome; fatty acid beta-oxidation. Gene Ontology annotation, molecular function: ABC-type transporter activity; ATP binding; long-chain fatty acid transmembrane transporter activity.